This is a messenger RNA of Papaver somniferum (opium poppy), 731 nucleotides long. RefSeq names its product transcription initiation factor TFIID subunit 13-like. The transcript has 4 exons. Gene Ontology annotation, biological process: transcription by RNA polymerase II. The coding region runs from base 87 to 479 and encodes 130 amino acids. NCBI's taxonomy places the organism in Eukaryota, Viridiplantae, Streptophyta, Magnoliopsida, Ranunculales, Papaveraceae. Gene Ontology annotation, molecular function: protein heterodimerization activity. The record is from RefSeq and is a predicted model, not a curated record.
UGGUUUAAAGUUUAAACCCUAAAUUUAAUUACUCAAGAACAAAUUAAAACCUUUCUGAUUCCCGAAUCAAAUUAUUAUUAAGAAAAAUGAGUAAUUCAUCAAUUGUUCCUUCUGCUUCCUCGAAAGUGAAAGUUGGAACAGCAACUCCUUCUGAUACUUCUUUCAAGCGGAAAAGAGGAAUGUUCCAGAAAGAUUUGCAACAUAUGAUGUAUGGAUUUGGUGAUGACCCAAAUCCGCUUCCAGAAACGGUCGCUCUUUUGGAGGACAUUGCUGUUGAAUACGUCACGGAUUUGGUUCAUAAAGCCCAAGAUGUUGCAACAAAAAGAGGCAAGCUCUUGACUGACGACUUUCUACAUCUGAUUCGCAAGGAUAUACCAAAGCGCCACAGAUGUCAAGAAUUGUUGUCUAUGAACGAGGAGCUAAAGCAAGCCAGGAAAGCUUUCGAGGUUGACGAAGAGAAGCUUGCAUCAACAGAUUAAUAGGUUGUUAAUUUUCCUGGAACAGCUUGACCGGUUGUCAGCCGUGCAAAUAUAAUUCACUUUCUCGCUCAACUAGAUAUAAAUAUAGUAUGUGAUAAGAAAGAGUUCGUUCCCACAGAGAGGACCAGGUUGUCAAUAUGUUUUGGUUGUUAAAUAAACAAGAAGGGAUUUUUCUGAUUUUUAUAUACUAAAAUAAAUAAAAGCAAACAAUAAAGGUAGACGAAUCAAAUCAAGGAUGAGAAAAUAUUGGUU